This is a messenger RNA of Microtus oregoni (creeping vole), 2150 nucleotides long. RefSeq names its product TAFA chemokine like family member 4 (gene Tafa4). The record is from RefSeq and is a predicted model, not a curated record. The transcript has 6 exons. NCBI's taxonomy places the organism in Eukaryota, Metazoa, Chordata, Mammalia, Rodentia, Cricetidae. Gene Ontology annotation, molecular function: receptor ligand activity. Gene Ontology annotation, biological process: macrophage chemotaxis; phagocytosis. The coding region runs from base 406 to 816 and encodes 136 amino acids.
CGGGGCGCACCUGCUGGGCGCACGGCUGUCUGCAGCCGCGCAAGGGGGCCCGGACAAUGUUUCUCCGUUAAAACACCGCGCUUUCCUUGGUAGCUUUGGCUUCACUUUGUAGCAGCACCGGAACUUUCCCCCUUCUUGGCCGGGCUGAGAUGGUGAUGGGCUGUUGCCAGAGGCUCCUGCGUGCGAGUGGCCAGCUGAGCAUCCUUUGACUCCAGCGCUUCGACCCGUGCUUUGCCCUGGACUACCGGAUCUGACUCCGCUGCCCUUUCUAGUUUUCUAAGCUGAAGCAGUUUUUGGGAGCUGCCGAUAUGGUUGGUCUCAGCUACGAAGGAUUUGCAUCCACUCUGCAGAACAUUCUGGAGUAACUGUGUUUGACUGGAACCAUACCUUGUGAACUCUCUAAGGAUGAGAGUCUGUGCUAAAUGGAGGUUGCCGCUGUCACCCUGGCUGCUCAUGGCCUGUGUGCUAAUGGUCUGCUGUAAGCUGUCGUCCGUCACUAGCCAGCACCUCCGGGGACAGGCAGGCCACCAUGUCAUCAAGCAGGGUACCUGUGAGGUAGUCGCUGUGCACCGCUGCUGCAAUAAGAACCGCAUAGAGGAACGCUCUCAAACCGUCAAAUGUUCCUGCUUCCCAGGCCAGGUGGCCGGCACAACUCGAGCGCAGCCUUCUUGUGUUGAAGCUUCCCUUGUGAUUGAGAAGUGGUGGUGCCACAUGAAUCCCUGCUUGGAAGGAGAGGACUGCCGAGUCCUUCCGGACUCCUCGGGUUGGUCCUGUAGCAGUGGCAAUAAAGUCAAAACCACUAAGGUGACGCGGUAGCAGACACAGUGUUUUGACCCUGAGGCGCAUCAGGACACAGAGCUGUGCUGUGUGGAUUGCCAGUCUAGUGAGAACUCACCUCUGAUCUCAGAUCUCCACAAUUACAAUUCAUGCAUCAUGAAAAGUGGCAUUUACCCGGCUGCCCCUGCUUCUCUGCUCUGCGAUCUUAUCACAUGGAACCAUAUCUACAGACGGCCACUCAACUGACAUGUUCCGAUCCCAAAAGGAGUACAACACGAGAAAUGCCGGAGGGGAACAUCGGAGGUGAUCGGAAGUGUCAGGGCCGAGCAGCACUGGGGAACCUGCCUCUUAGCUUUCUGACUUCCCCAAGGAACAGGAACUACAACUGGACCCCGUCUGCCCUUCUUUCAAAUGUGUCCUUUAGCCAUUAUGGGGAAGGUGUAAAGAAAGUCUAAAUGACAGAAGAUUUGGCUAACGUAUAUGUGUUCUAGAUUAAAGAACUCAAAUUAUCUCGUGCAGAAAAUUUAUUUUAUGAACCUUGGAGAAUGGAAGGACUCGUUGGGUUACUGUGUGAGCAUUUGUAUUUUUUACUUUUGAUAAUUUAACAUGUUUACCCUUUUAGUUCCAUUCUUAGUAGCAGAGACACAGCAGAAGCAUCUUAACCUUGAUGCACCAUUGGCUGAGUUCGAAGGGAAACAAACUAAUACCAGAGUUUUAUAACCAAAGCUUUAUCAUGAUAUUCAUAAAGGAACAUAAACAUGGGGUUUUUAUGACUUGGGUAUAAUCAAAUAGGAAAACCAUUUAAAAUAUAGGACAAUUUCUGUUUAGGGUAAGGGUGAUUUCUUAGAUCCACUAUAUGCCAAUUCUAUGGAAAUAUUUUUGUUAUCUCCUAGGCGUCUUUAAAGGCUAAAUAUUUACAUUACAGGUGAUGCUAGCCUAACACGAGUCUUUCUAUACCCAUUUGCCAGCUUUCUUACUUCUUUAAAUGUAAAUAAAAUCUCAGCCAUCUUUCCUCUUGUUUCAAUGAUUUUGUAAAUGCUAUCAUUCAGAAAUGUAAGAAACAAAGAGAAAUUGGCCCAAGUUUGGACAGCGAUGUUAUUUGUGUAUGUGCUUCUGUAAUGUGGGACUGAUUGUAUAUAUUAUGAAAUGUCAAAAAGAUACUUGCUGUGCUGUCCCUGUCCUUUCAUAAUUACAAGGAGAAAUCGAUUUUAUUAUGUUGUCUAUAGUACUAUCAAUUAUUUGAUUUUGUUUUUGCAGAAGAAAUGGGUGCUACCUAUUUAUUGGUUAAAUUUUGGUUUGAAUUUGACUGUCUGGGUGCCUACCAGAAUAGUAAAUCUCAUAUGAAUAAGUAAACUAUCACUCUGUUGAUGGCA